CACAUUAGCAAGACUACCCUUGCAAACGAAUAAGGAAUUUGUCACAUUUAAUAAAUACAGUCAGGUGACUACACGAGCAGAGAGCGCGAGUUCACGCAGACGCAGAACGCGAUGUUUUGGGAUAUUUUCUCCUGCUACAGGUGACUAAAAAGCAGGGACAGGUUUUAGACGUAACUGUGCCCUGGGGCAGAGUUAAUAAGGCCUCCUCGUGUGAAUUUCAGCUGGGUCCCUGUCUUCAGUUACCCGUAUAAGAUCAGACUCUGAAAUCAACCGUGAAAUGGCAGAAGCCAGUAUUUCAGUGGAUCGGGAGCAGUUCAUUUGUUCAGUGUGUCUGGAUCUCCUGCAGGAUCCAGUGACGGUUCCCUGUGGACACAAUUACUGUAAGAAAUGCAUCACAGAUGUCUGGGAUUUCGAUCAGAAGGGAAUCCACAGAUGUCCUUUAUGCAAACCAUCCUUCACACCACGACCUGGUUUAGGUAAGAACUUGGUGAUCGCUGAGAUGGUGGAGAAGCUGAAGAAGACGAGGAGCCAAGCUGCUGCUCCUGCUUCUGUUCACACUGGAUCUGGAGAUGUUCAGUGUGACUCCUGCACUGGGAUUAAACAGAAAGCAGUGAAAUCCUGUCUGGACUGUCGAAGCUCUUACUGUCAGAAUCAUCUUGAUCAGCAUGAGAGUCUCUUCAGAGGUAAAGGACACGAUCUGAUGGACGCCACUGGACGACUGCAGGACAUGAUGUGCUCUCGACAUGGUAAAAUACUGGAGAUUUACUGCCGUACUGACCAGCGAUGUAUCUGUAUGCUGUGUUUAGUGGACGAACACAGAAAUCAUGACACGGUAUCAACUUCAGCAGCGAGGACAGAGAAACAGAAACAUUUGGGGGAGACGCAGAUAAAACUUAACCAGAAAAUCCAGAAGAAAGAGAAAGACAUUCAGGAGCUGAAGGAAGCUGUGGCGUCUCAUAAGCGCUCUGCACAGACAGCAGUGGAGGACAGUGAGAAGAUCUUCACUGAGCUCGUCCGCUCCAUUGAGAAACGUCGCUCGGAGGUGACGAAGAUGAUCAGAGAUCAGGAAAGAGCUGCAGUGAGUCGAGCCGAAAUCAAACUGGAGCGACUGGAGAAGGAGAUCAAUGAGCUGAAGAAGAGAGACGCUGAGCUGAAGCAGCUUUCACACACACAGGAUCAUGUUCAUUUCCUCCAGAGUUUGUCAUCUGCUUCAGUCUCUGGAUCUACAGACGGAUACAGUGUCAGUCCUCAUCUGACAUUCAGUGAUGUAGUGAACUCUGUCUCUCAGUUUAGAGACAAACUGCAGCAGUUCUGCAGAGAGGAGACAGAACACAUGACUGAAACCGUGAAAGCCAUCCAGGUCAUCAUUGCUCCUGAAUAUGAGACCAGAGAGGAGUUUCUACAAUAUUUCCAUCCAUUCGUGUUGGAUUCGAACACAAUAUAUCCAAGUCUCCAUCUGUCCGAGGACAACACAGUGAUCACUUCCUCCAGCUGUAAUUACAGAUAUCCCAAUCAUCCCGACAGAUUUGACUACUGGAUAGAGGCCUUGUGUACAGAGAGUGUCGGUGGACGCUGUUACUGGGAGGUUGAGUACGGCGGUAAUGAGGGCGUCCAUAUAGCAGUGGCAUAUAAGAGCAUCAAGAGGAAGGGGCAGGGGGGUGACAGUCGAUUUGGAUAUAAUGAUCAGUCCUGGAGACUGUACUGCUGUAACUCCAGUUGCUCAUUCAGACACAAUACCAUUCGGACUGUGCUCCCUGUGGUGUCCAGCCGUAAAAUAGGAGUGUAUGUGGAUCACAGCGCAGGAACUCUGUCGUUUUUAAGCAUCGCUGACACAAUAAAUCUCAUCCACAGAGUCCAGACCACAUUCACUCAGCCGCUGUAUCCUGGGAUUGGAUUACAAAAUAACACCACAGUGAAACUGUGUCGUCUAAAUGUGUAAAUGAUAUCGCCAUAUCACAUCGAAGCAUUGUGAAACAGGAAAUGAGAUGUAGCUUAUUUUCAAAUGAUUUAACCACAAAUACACUAUUGUGAUAAGAGUUUUAGCAAAUUAACAGUUUUAGCAAAUGAAUAAAAAUAUAUUUGUUAUGUAUGAGGAGAAACUGCUAAUCAAAACUGUGAGUUGUCUUUUGUUGGAAUCUGUUGAAACUUUGAUUACUUUUUGGGAAAUGAAUGGUGAAGUCUUGUUUUUCCCAUGGCUGAUAUUUCUAUGCGUUCUCUUGUAUUUCUCUGUUGGAUUUCCAUGUUUUUACCCUGAACCGUCUCUCUCAUUUCUGGACUGUUUGCUGCCUGCCCCGACUCUCAGCCUGUUAUUUGACUCUGCCUUUUGCCUCGACUCUGAUUACCCUGUCUGCUGGUGAUUUACCCUGCCUGUACUACUUUGAAACCUUUUAAUAAAGCUGCACAUGAAUCCUCA
Carassius gibelio (silver crucian carp) is the source of this 2413-nucleotide messenger RNA. Its product is annotated as tripartite motif-containing protein 16. The coding region runs from base 278 to 1939 and encodes 553 amino acids. The transcript is spliced from 10 exons. NCBI's taxonomy places the organism in Eukaryota, Metazoa, Chordata, Actinopteri, Cypriniformes, Cyprinidae. Gene Ontology annotation, molecular function: zinc ion binding; protein binding. The record is from RefSeq and is a predicted model, not a curated record.